This is a messenger RNA of Protopolystoma xenopodis, 228 nucleotides long. The record is from the annotation of a GenBank genome assembly. NCBI's taxonomy places the organism in Eukaryota, Metazoa, Platyhelminthes, Monogenea, Polystomatidea, Polystomatidae.
AUGUUUGGAGUCUCUCCUCCCUGUCGCUCGGAACUGCUAGGCUCUGUACAAAGCCAAAGAGAAGCGAGUUGCGGCAAUGCUUCAAUGAAUGAAGUUCACUUGUCUCUGACGGGCCUCCACUCGUUGCCAAGGCUGGCUCUUUUUAAUGAUGACGCAGUACAGGAUGCAUUUCUCGAAGAAGCCUUGACAAUGAUCAGGGCUAUAUUGCAACUCUUAGUCGCUAUCUAA